This is a messenger RNA of Carcharodon carcharias (great white shark), 1975 nucleotides long. RefSeq names its product proteinase-activated receptor 2-like. Gene Ontology annotation, molecular function: thrombin-activated receptor activity. Gene Ontology annotation, biological process: thrombin-activated receptor signaling pathway; phospholipase C-activating G protein-coupled receptor signaling pathway; positive regulation of Rho protein signal transduction. The transcript is spliced from 2 exons. Lineage: Eukaryota; Metazoa; Chordata; Chondrichthyes; Lamniformes; Lamnidae. The coding region runs from base 92 to 1234 and encodes 380 amino acids. Gene Ontology annotation, cellular component: membrane. The record is from RefSeq and is a predicted model, not a curated record.
AAGAUCGGAGCGGCGUGUGAGGCUGGAGUUUGUUCCUGUUAUCUUGGUGUUCUUGACUGGGAAUUAGUCGAAGUGAAGAAGCAGUGGGAGGAUGUUUGCAAUAAAAUUGGUGGCGUGGCUGCUGGUGCUGCCUGUUUGUGGUGCAGCAUCAUAUCGAAGCUUUAUUGGCAAAGAAACCAACAGCAGCAACGGUGACCCUGGUUUUGAAGUUAAUGAGUUUGCUGCAUCUGUACUAACCAGUGGGUUGACUACUGUCUUCUUGCCUUUGGUUUACAUUAUUGUGUUUAUCAUUGGCUUGCCUUCAAAUGCUAUGGCACUGUGGGUAUUCGUCUAUCGAACCAAAAUGAAACACCCAGCAGCUAUCUACAUGGCCAAUUUGGCAUUGGCAGAUCUCCUGUUCAUCAUUUGGUUCCCUUUGAAAAUUUCUUACCAUAUUAAUGGCAACAAUUGGAUUUUUGGAGAAGGACUGUGUAAGAUGCUAGUGGUUUUUUUCUAUGGAAACAUGUACUGUUCAAUUUUAUUCAUGACUUGCCUCAGUGUUCAACGAUACUGGGUUGUUGUAAAUCCAAUAUCUCAAACAAGACAAAAUACUUGUAUUGCCUAUUCUGUAUCCAUUUUCAUUUGGAUAAUGAUUGCAUUGGGCACUAUGCCAUUAUAUUUAAAUAUUCAGCAAACUGCAAACAUUACUAACCUUGAUAUAAUAACCUGUCAUGAUGUCAUGCGUGAAGAACAGUUGGCUUCCAGCAUGUUUGAUUACUUUCUCUCUUUGGCAAUUGGUGUGUACUUCUUUCCAGCAUUGCUGACAUUAACUACAUAUGUGCUGAUGAUCAAAACAUUGAAAGCCUCUCCCAAUGAAGAUAGCAUUGGGAAAAGCCGCAGGAGAGCAAUUGAAUUGAUUAUAACUGUUCUUACAAUGUAUUUAGUUUGCUUCACUCCUAGCAACAUUGCACUUCUUGUUCACUAUUCUCUGAUAAAGUACAAAGGGGACAGCAAUGUUUAUGCUUUCUAUAUUGUAAGUCUUUGUCUUGCUAGCAUAAAUAGUUGCAUUGAUCCCUUUGUUUAUUACUUUGUUUCCAAAGAUUUCCGAGACCAUGUUCAAAAUACUUUGCGAUGUCGUAGUGUUAGGACAGUGAGAAGUAUCCAGGCUUCCUUUGCCUCUAAGAAGCAUUCCAAUAGAUCUGCUUCUUAUACUUCUGCCAGUAAAAUUACCACUACAACCACAAGCAACUGUUGAAUGUUAGUGUGAAGGCAUAGUUUUGAUUUGACAUUUCAAUUGCAGGUACAGCAUGUACUAUACAGUUUUCAUAAUUAACUGAUUUGGUAUUCAAAGCUCAAAUGCAUGAAGUAUUAAGCAAUUUUGGGUGGUCUUAACUGAAGCUAUAUUAUCAAUUUCCUGCUUUUGAUUGCAUAGCUUUGUACAAAAAACCAACAGCUGAGUCACCUUUUGAAUAAAUUUGGCCAUUUUGUCCAAGUAUUGUUUUGAUAGCUAUUGUAUCUUGCAGUAUUUGUUUCUGCACAAAAGCAUUAUCUAUGAAUUGCACAAUAAUUGCUGAACUAGACAAGUUGCUGACUGUCAUUUGCUGAGAAUAUGGAAUCAAAGCAAUCUUGCUUUUUUAUUUUGUCAAUUUAUAUAUACAUAUUUUGUCAAGUUAUAUAUACAUAUUUUGAAUUCUGGAUUUUUUUAUAUUUGGUGUUUGACUAGAACACAUUUUUAGUUUUCAAUUUAAAAAAAAAACUUGCACAUAACUGCCAAAGGCUUAUACUGUGACUUGUUUUAAGAUUGAAUGUAUUGUUCAUAAUUGGUACAGUAACUGUGAAUCUUUCUGUAACUUGAAGAAAAAUAGCUGGAACUAGAGGAAAGGGAGCAUGGGAUGUUUAAUAGCUAGUGUUAAGAAAAUUGUUCAGUAAAUUGUUUUGAAAUUCUGUUUUCAAUAGUGAUACAUUUGUUUUGAAUAAAUAUUUUUUAGAAAACUAA